UCCGUCGUUCUUGGCUCGAUCUACUCUUUCAAUUGGCCGUAUUCUCAUCAAUUGACGACGAUCUCAAAUCGCGCAGAACAACCGAACAAAGAAGAUCACCACCGUCGAUUCUCUCCUUCAACUACUUAAUAUGGUUCCAGAGUAUCAUCACCACCCCUACGACCCUGCUGGUCCUCAUGCUCCUCCUCAUGUCGAUGGCUUUGGUGCAAUAAGAAACAGAAAGCAGACCCAGAAAACGACAGUUGAUUACACUACCUCUGUCGUGCGAUACACACAGACUCGAAAGCGGCAGCGUGAUGCAAGGGAUACAACAGUGUUGCAACCUACACCAGCAGCAUCAAUCAAUUCGUUGCCGCCGGUUGCGUAUUCAGAUAACCCAUCUAGGAGCUUUGCUGCAAAGUUUGUGCAUGCUUGUACAAAUUACAGAGCCCGUGCUUCUCCGAUUAAUCGGGUUUUGUGGACACCUUCCGGGAGGCGUCUCAUUACAGGGUCGCAAAAUGGGGAGUUCACUCUUUGGGAUGGUCAGUCAUUUAACUAUGAAUUGAGUUUUCUGGCUCAUGAUCAAGCAGUCAGGUCUAUGGCGUGGAGUUAUGAUGGUGAGAAUUGGAUUUCUGGUGAUGAUGGGGGAUCAAUAAAGUAUUGGACGAGUAACAUGAACAAUGUGCUAGUCAAUGAAUCUGCUCACCGAGAAUCGGUUCGGGACUUGAGCUUUUGUAGGACUAAUUUGAAGUUCUGUUCAUGUUCGGAUGAUACUUAUGUGAAAAUCUGGGAUUAUGAACGGUGCCAAGAAGUGCACAGAUUGACUGGCCAUGGUUGGAAUGUGAAGAGUGUUGACUGGCACCCUACAAAGUCUCUAAUAGCUUCAGGUGGGAAAGACAGUGUUGUCAAACUGUGGGAUGCUAGGACAGGGAGAGAGCUCUGUUCAUUUCAUGAUCACAAAAAUUGGGUGCAUUCUGUUAAGUGGAACCGAAAUGGUAACUGUCUGCUGACUGCUUCUAAGGACCAAGUCAUUAAGCUUUACGACAUGAGGGCUAUGAAGGAGCUUGAAUCAUUCCGCGGGCAUCGGAAUGAAGUGACUGCUCUAGCUUGGCAUCCUUUUCAUGAAGAAUAUUUUGUCAGUGGGAGUAGUGAUGGAUCCAUUUUCCAUUGGCUUGUUGGGCAUGAAACUCCCCAGGUUGAAGUUCCUAAUGCACACAGUAACAAUCACAAUAACAGUGUGUGGGAUCUCCAAUGGCAUCCAAUUGGUCAUAUGCUUUGCAGUGGUAGCAAUGAUCGCACAACAAAGUUUUGGUGCAGAAAUAGGCCAGGAGAUAAAUGUAACAUCAGUCAGAAUCAAAGUAUUGGUGAUCGAAGUUCUGCUUUUGCUGGUCACAUGACUGGUAAUUUUCCAUUUCCAUUACAUGAAGGACAACCAACAAUUGCUACUGGAAACCAAGGAACCAAUAUUAUUCCAGGUGUUGGAUUUGCAAUUUAAACAAACCAAAAAAAUUUUCAGACCAAAAAAAAACAAACUGUUGAAGAACAAACAUAAAUUGACACAGAGAGAGAGAGAGUUUAGAGGCAGAGAUUUGAUGUUGUAAUGUGUGUAUUAUUCUCCUCACA
Molecule: messenger RNA, 1602 nt
Organism: Rosa rugosa (rugosa rose)
Lineage: Eukaryota; Viridiplantae; Streptophyta; Magnoliopsida; Rosales; Rosaceae
Product: flowering time control protein FY-like
Exons: 1
Coding region: 131-1474 (447 amino acids)
Cellular component (GO): mRNA cleavage and polyadenylation specificity factor complex
Molecular function (GO): protein binding
Source: RefSeq, a predicted model, not a curated record